AUGGACAUGCUACAUUCCGGCUUGUCUGCACUCGAAUACUCCCAGGACCAAGCUCCUAGUGCAAUGAACCCUCUCUCCAUCUCUUCCGGCAACAUACAGUCAUCAAUUGCUAGCUUGGGAGAUGGCGUUGAAAACCAGCAUCCGCUGACACUGGGGGACGGGGCGGACGGAGUUUCAAUCAAGGCUCCAUUUCGCUUGUUCCAACCUCCGGUAGCGUUGGGUUCGAAUGACUUUUCUGAUCGUUCCGUCGAACAAAAGCAAGAACGAAAACCUUCCAAGUCUCGGUACGUUAAUAGGGCCUUGCUGAACCAAGAUCGACCAUACUUGAGUCACCCAAAAUAUGACGAAUAUCGCCGUCGUCCCAGGCAAGAUAUUGGAAAGGACGGAAAGCCCAUAUGGCCUCAACCUAUCGAGGAUGCAUUUCAGGAUGCACUCGUCGCGAUCAAGCCCAUGGGCCGCAAGAAAUGGUCAGAAGGUGGAAGGCUACACGGACGCAACAUGCUGAUAGCAAGAUACAUUUACGAAAAGACAGGCGUGUGGCGGGAGAGAAAACAAGUCUCGAGCCACAUUCAAGUACUGGACAGAUUCCUCAAGGGCAUCCCUGAAUGGGACCGCCUGAUCAAGUUCGAUGAUGAGGACGAUACGAAAGCGCCAGACGGCCGUCAGUUUUACCCCAACUCUACAGGCCAUCAAAUGGCCAAGAGACACAAAAUGGCCGGAUUUUCUGAUCGACAGCGGCAGCACAGCUUCGUGAAGAAAGAGGCAGACGCCAGCUACGGCACGGAUGGAGGCGCCGCGAUGACGAUUUGUCUUGCAACCUACCGUGUCCAGCGCGUCCAUUUCGAAAUGUGGGUGAGCCUGCCAGGCGAGCUGCAACAUGCGCUUCACAAUUAUACCCGCCUUGAGGAAGAUAAUCAGUUGAUGGACAUACAUCUGGAUGAGGCCAUCGACAACUGGGGGCACGCGUUCCCGCACCUUCACAGCAUCAGGUACGAGCUGUCGACAUUCAACCACUGCGAAAUGGUCCUCUUCAACGCCAACUUCUACUUGAUGAAUGAUUUUCCGCCGCGGCACUCCAAGCUUGGUAUCGGGCUCGAACUUGACUUCCAAUGUGACGAGUGGCCAGAAAUGCAGUGGGCCAAGGAAAAGAAAUCCUGGUCGUGCAUAACGCACAUCUAUCAGGACGGCCAUCUGCUCAUGCCGCCUACGCAUGAGGAAUGCUAUGGUUCUCAACAAGGCAAUGUGAAACCUCUUUUCCAGUCGAGGUGGUGGGCUUCGGUACUCACGUCGCUCACAGAAACGAAGAAGUUGGCGGAAGAGAACAAGAACAUUGCAGCGAUGGAGCUCGCGGAUUUGCGUUCACAGAACUUUUUCAAAGGUCUGACUAUCAUGCAAGAGAUCUUUGCACUGCGGUGUAGGAGUGACCAGCGGCCGCACAAGAAUCAGAAGCCCAGAAGAGCGGCGAUCUUGCUGUGGAAGUUCUCGCAAGCAGCUUUAAGCUCUGCCGCGAUUACAACAUGGCGGAAUGUUACCCUGCGGUCGGGUUCUGAUUCACCAGGUCCACACGGGCAGGUAUCGACCGCAACAGGGAUGGAUCUGCCUGCACUGCCUAUGGACUCUAUGGCUGACUACGGCAUGCACAUCGGCUCGUUUGAGGACAACAGCCACUUCUCAUCGCAGCAUCAGGGGCUUCCAUUCGACAUGUUUCCUACGUCUAUGGAUGAGGAAUUGUGCCAAGAUGGCUUUAUGGCCCUGGACUCAGCGCAAAUGGCAGGACUGGACCAUCUACAAUCGUCGUUCCAUCUUCCCGGCACACAUGGAUUCAAUGGCGAUUCCACUGCAGACCAACAAGAUGGUAGUUUCGCGAGGGCACACGUAGAUCCUCCAAGCUCUUUGCCUGAUGCGAUGCAGGCAGCAAACCUCUUCGAAUUCCCCCAACUGCUCGGACAAGAAACAUCCCUGUCGAAUAUGACGUACAACAAAGACGAAUGCGUGGAUGAAACCCAGCAUGAAGUCGCGCAAGAUGAAGAUCAACCACUGGCGCGAUUCAAUAUUCAAGCACACCAAGCACUGCAAGAGCGCCUGGGCGCUGACGAAGCCGACCAGUCAGCAACGUUGCUCCCCUCCGCACAGCCCAAACAGGAGCCAGACCUUUCACAGUCCAACAAUCUAAGCGACCAGAAUUGGCAUCAGCUUAACGAGGAAGACCUUUCCGUGUUGCGGUUCCUGACUGAAGAGCAACGCCGACACGGGAGUAUUGACGAUCAGCCGUGGGCUGGAGAAGACCACGAUGAUGAAACGCUAAGAGCUGCCUUGUUCGCUGCAUCCGCUGAGAGUGGUGAGCAUCACCAUCAACAACCUCGACCGCAAACGCAUGACUCUCUUGAUCGCGACCAUGCGUAUGCGCAACGGCCUCAUCAACCUCUCCGGGUGUUGCCUCUGGCUCUUCGUCCAACCUUGCAUUCCCAUCACAGUUUCCCUGGAUUGCGCCAAGAUCCACCAGCGCAUGUGUUCCAGAACAAUGACAACAGCUUUGAGUCAGCGUUCGGGAACGUUCAUCCCAUCGCUCACCACGGAUCCAUGCUGCAGUCACAAUUCAAUGGGCAAGCCGUGGACCAAAUAUCUGCGUCGUACCCUGUGGACAAUCCUUACGCUCCCGUCGUUGUCAGCGAAGGUAGUCGUGGUCUGCCACGCGCUCAAAGUGAGCCUGAUCCAUUCCUUGGUGGGCUGCUUCAGGUGAUCCCGCCUCUCCCCGUGCUGGAAAGCCAACAAGACGAAGAUGAUACUACAUCUGGUACGCAAGUGCAUUCACAGUCUCAAAGCACUGACGGGCUGGCACUUGAUGGCAGUUUUGUGGAGGUCUCUAUGGACGAUAUCCAAGGAUGA
Messenger RNA from Exophiala viscosa, 2886 nucleotides. Its product is annotated as TEA/ATTS domain family-domain-containing protein. Lineage: Eukaryota; Fungi; Ascomycota; Eurotiomycetes; Chaetothyriales; Herpotrichiellaceae. The transcript is spliced from 3 exons. Gene Ontology annotation, cellular component: transcription regulator complex. Gene Ontology annotation, molecular function: RNA polymerase II cis-regulatory region sequence-specific DNA binding; DNA-binding transcription factor activity, RNA polymerase II-specific. Gene Ontology annotation, biological process: regulation of transcription by RNA polymerase II. Bases 1 to 2886 code for a protein of 961 amino acids. The record is from RefSeq and is a predicted model, not a curated record.